GAGCGGCCCCGAGGAGCCCGAGGGGCGACGGACGGCGCUCAGGUCGGGACGCGCUUUGGCGGCCGCCGGAUGAGCGCAGGCUUCUCCCUGCCCGCCCCAAAUCCCCUCCCGAGCCGCGCAACAGGACGGCAAAAGCAAAUCUCCGCAGACCGUCUGGCGGCAAAAAUCCCCCGGACUCCUCCAAGAAACCUUCGGGGCCACCAAUGAGAAUUAGAAUUAAUAAUAUUAAUAAUAACAAUAAUAACAGAAAUAUUGCCGGUAAUAAAACCCGCGCCCCAGAGGUGAAAGAUUCUCUUUUUUUGGGGGAGAAAAGCCAAAUUUGCUGCAGCCCCCCCUUCCCCUGUGGGUUCGGAAGGAGCCACCCCGAGCAUGAGGGCGAUGCAGGAAGGAUUUGGGAGCGCAGCAGUGAGGAAUCCUCCGCACCCCGAGCCGGCUUUUCCUCCUCCUCCUCCUCGGAGCCCCGGAGUCCCGCAGCCCCGCUCCUCGCCCCACGCCGGCCUCGGAUUUGCUGGAGCCGCCCCCGGAGACCCGGUCAGCUCCCACCAGCCAGCUGGAGAGGGGCCGUCACGUGGCCUCGGGGUGCCAAUGUUCUGCCAUAGGGGUGUCAGGACCCUGGUAGCCAAGGAAGAUGCAGAAGGCCUCGUACUACGACAGCUCCGCGCUCUUCGGGGCCUACUCCUCCUACGCCAAUGGGUUCGGCUACGAGGGCGCCCAGGGGCCCUUCCAGGCCUCUUCCCACCUGGAGAGCGACUUCCAGAGGUCCUCCUGCUCCCUGCAGUCCCACGGCAAGAGUAAGGAGCUCAACGGGAGCUGCAUGCGGCCCGCGGAGCCGCCGGCGUCGCCCAACGCCAACAGCGCCAACAACAACAGCGCCAACAACAACAGCGCCGGUAAAAACAGCCCCGGGAAAUCCAGCCUGGGCGCCGGCGGCAGCAUCUCCAAGCAGAUCUUCCCCUGGAUGAAGGAGUCGAGGCAGAACUCCAAGCAGAAGAGCGGCUCGCCCGGCGCAGAAACCUGCGGCGGCGGCGGCGGAGGAGGCGGCGGCGGUGAGAAAAGCCCCCCGGGCUCCUCGGCCUCCAAGAGGGCACGCACGGCCUACACCAGCGCCCAGCUGGUGGAGCUGGAGAAGGAAUUCCACUUCAACCGCUACCUGUGCCGGCCGCGGCGCGUGGAGAUGGCCAACCUGCUGAACCUCAGCGAGCGCCAGAUCAAGAUCUGGUUCCAGAACAGGAGGAUGAAGUACAAAAAGGAUCAGAAAUCCAAAGGCAUGGGCGGCUCCUCCUCUGGGGGGCCCUCGCCGGCGGGCAGCCCCCCGCAGCCCAUGCAGGCCUCGGCGGGGUUCCUCAACGCCUUGCACCCCAUGAGCGGGGCCUACGAGGCGCCCUCGCCGCCGUCCUUCGGCAAAGCGCACCAGAACGCCUACGCCGUGCCCAACCCCGGCUACCAGGCCGCCCUGAAGGGCUGCCCCAACCAGCAGAAAUUCGCCGGGCCCGCGGCGGCGGCCGAGUACGAGCCGCACGUGCUGCAGGCCAACGGCGCGGCCUACGGCGCGGGCGCCAUGCAGGGCAGCCCCGCCUACGUCGGAGGGAACUUUGUGGAUUCUCUGCCCGCCUCGGGCCCGGCCCUGUACGGCCUCAACCACCUGGGCCAGCAGCACCAGGCCGGCGCCAUGGACUACGGAGGGGUCCCGCCGGGCCAGCCCCACGGACCGUGCGAGAGCCACGCGGCCUACGCGGAGCUCUCGUCGCACCACGCGACUUCUCAGGGCAGAAUCCAAGAGGCGCCCAAGCUCACCCACCUGUGAGAGGGGAAGCUGGUUUUACUUUUGGGGGAAAA
This is a messenger RNA of Zonotrichia leucophrys gambelii, 1836 nucleotides long. It is a transcript of the gene HOXB3, whose product is annotated as homeobox B3. The record is from RefSeq and is a predicted model, not a curated record. Gene Ontology annotation, biological process: anterior/posterior pattern specification; regulation of transcription by RNA polymerase II; embryonic skeletal system morphogenesis. The transcript has 6 exons. The coding region runs from base 629 to 1804 and encodes 391 amino acids. Gene Ontology annotation, cellular component: nucleus. Gene Ontology annotation, molecular function: RNA polymerase II cis-regulatory region sequence-specific DNA binding; DNA-binding transcription factor activity, RNA polymerase II-specific. NCBI's taxonomy places the organism in Eukaryota, Metazoa, Chordata, Aves, Passeriformes, Passerellidae.